AUGUUUUGUAGUUUUUCUGUGUAUUUGUUUGGCAAUUUGUCCGAGCAGCAGCCGUUGUUAUCAGCCACACAGCUGCUACCAGCGAGCGGCUCGCUCCUCAAUAACACACGGCGUCUACAAUAAAUACUGUCCAUUUGUCAUCGGACGUUCGUAGCGGACACACGGACUGGCGCACAAAAUUAUUUGUUACCUCAGCGCGCGCGUAUAUAUUAUAAUUUAUAAAUAGCAAAUUUUAUUAAUAUGGCACAUCUGUUAAAAGGCUUGGCCCAGCCAGAAAUUACAGAGUCCGUCGUUCCAUACGGCAAGUUGGAUGCAACGGUUCAGGAACUUCUAAGUGCUGCAUAUGUGGUGCGCCAGCGCGCCUAUGCUCCGUACAGCAAUUUCAAGGUAGGCUCCGCUUUCCGUACGAAGAUCAGCAAUCAAAUCUUCACUGGCUGUAAUGUGGAGAAUGCCGCCUUUACGCCAACAGCGUGUGCUGAGCGUACGGCCCUCACCAAGGCCAUCAGUGAAGGCUAUCAGCAGUUCUCGACCGGCGCUGUGGUCGCCUAUAAGCCCGAAGUGUUCAUCUCACCAUGCGGCGUCUGUCGACAGUUUAUCAGGGAGUUUGCUGGCAACACUGAUAUACCCAUCUAUAUAGCACAGGCAUUAGAUGAGCGAUCGCCCGAGGAGCCGUUCAACAGCGAUGAUCCCGUGCUUUGCACAUCCAUUUUCAAUCUGUUGCCAAAGAGUUUCCACACCUACUGAAAGAUCUAGAUACAU
Messenger RNA from Drosophila montana, 759 nucleotides. RefSeq names its product cytidine deaminase-like. NCBI's taxonomy places the organism in Eukaryota, Metazoa, Arthropoda, Insecta, Diptera, Drosophilidae. Gene Ontology annotation, molecular function: cytidine deaminase activity; zinc ion binding. Gene Ontology annotation, cellular component: cytosol. Bases 241 to 744 code for a protein of 167 amino acids. The record is from RefSeq and is a predicted model, not a curated record. The transcript is spliced from 2 exons.